AUGAGAAGUUCGGCAUUAGUCAUAUGUAUACUAGUGUUGGGAAGUGCCCUGUCUGCUGAAUUGGAUUUGGGUACAUCCUUAUUAUCUAUGGAUUUAUCUGAUGUGGCCCUUCUGGAUACUACAUCGAUGAGUUGUUCCACACCCCAGAACGAAUUUGAGAGAGUCUCUGCUUAAAUGGCAGCUUGGGCUGAUAUUGUUCAACAUAAGGAUUCCUUACAUCGAGAUAUCGAUAGAUUAGAGACCAUCAAAGAACUCAUACAAAAGAGAAAGUUCAAAUCAUUAGAGAAGUAGUUGAAUAAAUUGGAAUUGCCAAAGACAGAAAGCAAAAUCGGAGAACCUAUUUUGGCAGAGUUCAGACAGAAGCUCUAAGGAUUGAGCAACCCAGAAACUGCUGAUGAAUGUGAAGCUACUUUACUCAAAUUAUGCAUCUAUCUUCUCAAAUAAUUUAACAGUUGCAGAUAACAAUGCCAAUCUAGCCCUGUGACAGUCAUUAAAAUCAAAGGAAAGAUUAAGGACUUGCAAGUUGUCUAAUAAGGAUGCGGAUAACCUGCCCCAUGUGAAGACGAGCCAGGAGUACCUGACGAACCUGUUCCUGAAGUUCCAGAGGUUCCAGAAGAGAAAGGUCCAGAAGAAAAGGAAGUUCCACCUGAAGUUGAACCACAACCACCUACUCCACCUGGAGAAGAAGAAAAGCCAGAAAUCCCUGAUGAAAAGGGUCCUGAAGAAAAGGAUAUUCCACCUGAAGUUGAACCACUACCACCUGCCCCACCUGGAGAAGAAGAUAAACCAGAAAUUCCAGAUGAAAAAGGCCCUGAAGAGAAGGAAGUUCCACCCGAAGUUGAACCAUUACCACCUGCCCCACCAGGAGAAGAAGGAAAGCCAGAGAUUCCUGAUGAAAAAGGCCCUGAAGAGUAAGAUGUUCCUCCUGAAGUUGAACCAUAACCACCUGCUCCACCAGGGGAAGAACAAAAACCAGAAAUCCCUGAUGAAAAGGGUCCAGAGGAAAAACAUGAAGAAGGUGAACCUCCUGUUGAACCACCUGUUGAACCAAGUCCUGAAGAGAGUCCUGAAGAAGAAGGAGAGAUCCCUGAUGAACCACCUGUCAAUCCAAAUCAUGAAGAAUCACCUGAAGAAUCAACAGAAGAAUGGGUUGAAGAAAUUGAAGAGGAAUUUGAAGAAUUUGAAAACCCACCUAUUGUUGCUCCUCCUAUUGAACCACCCAGUGCUGUUGAAAAGGCUUGUUUGAAUUCACCACUCCAUUAGUCAAUAAAUAAUUGGAAGGUGACGAUUUAAAUGGCUUUAAGCUUAUCCAACAUUCUUGGUUCAUGGAAGAUAAUCUGA
Molecule: messenger RNA, 1341 nt
Organism: Paramecium tetraurelia
Lineage: Eukaryota; Ciliophora; Oligohymenophorea; Peniculida; Parameciidae
Exons: 4
Source: RefSeq, a predicted model, not a curated record